Messenger RNA from Pseudophryne corroboree (corroboree frog), 1468 nucleotides. RefSeq names its product sodium/potassium transporting ATPase interacting 4 (gene NKAIN4). Lineage: Eukaryota; Metazoa; Chordata; Amphibia; Anura; Myobatrachidae. The record is from RefSeq and is a predicted model, not a curated record. The transcript is spliced from 7 exons. Bases 229 to 855 code for a protein of 208 amino acids. Gene Ontology annotation, biological process: regulation of sodium ion transport.
AGAGGCUCAGCAUCAGUUGAUCACAUUGUGAGAAAAGCAUCUGUUCCUACAUAUCCUGGUGAGAAAGACAGGUCUGUAGUCUGUACAUAGCUAGUCCCCAGCAGUUUAUGCCUAGCGAGCAUUGCCUAUUCUGAACAUGGUCAAAUACAAACCCAUAUAGUAACAGACAGCGUAUGAGUGUAGAUUUGGGGUGGUACGCCAGAGAACUUUGUACCCCCUGACAAAAGGAUGGGAUGCUGUACUGGAAGAUGCACCUUAGUACUCCUCUGCACCGUUCAACUGAUAGCAGCAUUAGAGCGCCAAGUCUUUGACUUUCUGGGAUAUCAAUGGGCUCCAAUUUUAGCCAACUUUCUUCACAUUAUUGCAAUCAUAUUAGGCCUGUUUGGGACCCUACAAUACAGACCUCGCUAUGUUAUUGCUUAUGCUCUAUGGGCUGCAGUGUGGGUGACCUGGAAUGUUUUCCUUAUAUGCUUCUACCUGGAAGUGGGUGAUUUGUCUAAGGACAGCGACCUUCUCACGUUCCAUGUGUCUCAGCAUCAGUCUUGGUGGAGCGAGCAUGGACCUGGCUGUGUGAGAAAAGAGGCCCCGGUGGCCGGAAUGGCUGGAUUAGAGAGCCACUCUUAUGUUUCAGUGAUUGGAUGUGCCAUAGAAUACCAAUACAUUGAGGUGUUACAUAGUGCCACACAGAUACUACUGGCGCUCCUCGGGUUUGUGUACGCUUGUUACGUGACCAGUGUGUUCACAGAAGAAGAGGACAGCUUUGAUUUCAUUGGUGGAUUUGAUCCAUUCCCUCUCUAUCAUGUCAAUGAAAAAUCCAAUCACCUGCUGUUCAAGCAGAGUUACCUGCCAGCGUAAGUGAAACUGGGCAAUGCCAGCUGAAGGAACUAGAUCUCUUUGCCAGCACAGACGUCUCUUGUACUAGUGACAUGCAGCCUUACAUGGAGAGAAGGCAGGUGACACAGGACUGGAGCGUCACCCCAUUUUGGGCGGAGAGCUGAGAUUUGCUAACAAGCCGUGAAGAAUUAGAAUCAUCACAGCAAAGUGACAAAGCCUGUUCUGUGUAGCUUUGACUGAUACAGAAUUUUGGUUUGUGGAACAGACUCUAAUACACAGUUCUACUUUCAUAGCUUUUCCUGUCUUUAUUCAAAGCAUUUUGUGGCUCCCUGACCUUGCAGCUAUUGAGUAGAACAAUGUGAUUUCCCAUCUGUAGCUGGUUGUAGUGCCCAGUGGACAACAAAUGUUAAUUAAAAAAAAGUUUACAAAAUGAGUGGUUAGAUAAAUAUUUAAUAGUAGGUUCUGGAAAUGGCAUCUUAUAGGAACCAUGAUCAGAUGUAGCCUACAGCAGUUUGUAAUAUACCAGGAGUACAGCCCCUAGGCAUGCAUCACUGCAAAGAGUUUGAGUGUCCCAGUGUGGGCAACAUCAUUUACCACUACAUUAACAUUUAAUAAAUCUGUAAUUCUGAACCAG